UUCUGAUAGCAGUUGUCAACGGAAACUUGGAAACCGGAGCAGCAAAGUAACCUGCUUCGGCUAUAAAAACACAGCAGUCAAACUGUUAAUUUUAUGAAGAACUGCGGAGUGCAAUGGCUCUUCCCACCCUUUCCACACGCUGGUCGAGCCGCAGCCGGACCCUGGAGAAGCAGAUGGUGAGACGGCGGGAGCAGGAGGCACGCUGGAGGCAGCAGUGGGAGACCCACUCGCAGUACUUCAGAGAGCAGAGCGUCCGCAGCAGCAAGCAGGCACAGUGGAGCUCCAGGCAAUCCUUCCAUCAAAGCAUGACUGCAUACCACCGCAGCAUCCUGCAGGAGGAGAAGCAGCGCAGCCUAGAGGAGCGGCGGGAGCGGCUGCGCAUCCUCCUGCAGGAAGAACGUGACAAGCUGGAGGCUGAGCUGCGCGAGCUCCACCCCAACAGGACUGCGCAAUCUGGACAGUUGAUCCAGAAAGCAGAAGAAUUGCGAUUGGCCAGGGAGGAACGCCGGAAGAAGCUCGCACAGGAGCUACUGCGUGAACGCUGGAAGAGAAAUGACCCGGCGCUGAGACAGACUGAAUCAAUGUUGCACCAAGAUCAUGUGACGCACCACUGGCAAGUACAGGAGCAAGAGCGAAAGCAGCAACUGGAAGCUGCUCAGGAGGAGAAGAAGCGGUUUGAAAACGAAUACGAAAGAACUCGACGUGAGGCACUGCAGAGGAUAAAGGAGGAAGAGGAGAGGCGGAAGGCUGAGGCACGGCGCCGAGCGGAGGAGCUCCAGCAUCAGAUGGAGGAGCUGAAGCUUCGGGAGGAGGAGGCCAGUCGACUGAAAAAAGAACAGGAGGCUCUGCUGUCCCAGCGCUGGGAAGUAGAGAAGCUGGAGGAGGAGAGGAAGAAGCAAGAAGAGUGGCGAAAGAAAUACGAACUCGGGUGUUUUUUGGGUAGGCAGUACCGUACGCAGUUGAAGAGACGAGCCCAGCAGGUGCAGGAGGAGCUGGAGAUGGAUCAGCAGAUCUUGGCUGCACUGCUGGAGGCGGAGCAGGAGGACCAGCGGUUGGCCAGUGCGCAGAGGGAGAGGGCUGUGGCAGAUGCCGCUUGGAUGAAGCGUGUCAUUGAGGAGCAGCUGCAGCUUGAGCAUGAGAGAGAGGCGGAGUUUGACAUUCUCUAUAGGGAGGAUGCCCAGCGUGUAUGGGAGAGGCGUGAGGCAGAGUGGGAGAAGGAGAGAAGAGCCAGGGAGCGGCUCAUGCAGGAGGUGCUUCUGGGGCGGCGACAGCAGUUGGAGCAGAAAAUGCAGGAGAACCGGCGGGCCCAAGAGGAGUCGCUGCGCAGACGUGAGGAGCUCAUCCAGGAGCUGGAGCGCGAGAAGCAAGAGAGGCAGCUAGAGAGGGAGCAUGAAGAAAGGCAGAAAACAGCGCGUAAGCAGGAGAUCGAUGCACAGCUGGAGACACGACACAGGGAGCAGUUGCAAGCCCAGAGGAGGAGGGAGCUGGAAGAGGAGGAAGAGAAGGAGGCUCAGAGUCGCUACGAGGAAGACCUACGUCUGGAGGUGGAGAGAAUGACACAGCGGGGUCAUAAGGAGAAGAUUCACAGCAGACCUAGAACUGCAUGGACAUGAAAAGUCGGAAGGGUCACACGGGCAGGGCGUUGUUCAGAACUUCCUUGUGCGUUUAUAGAAAGUGUUGUAAGUUAGGUGUCAUAGUGGGUAUAGCAGCUGUUGUGUAUUACAAGGUUAAAAAGAUAAUUGUAUAGCAGUUGGGUUUAUGUAUAUACAGUACACUUUUUAAAAAAAAUGAUUUUCCUAUUAAAAUGUCAUGAAAUGUA
Scleropages formosus (Asian bonytongue) is the source of this 1819-nucleotide messenger RNA. It is a transcript of the gene tchp, whose product is annotated as trichoplein, keratin filament binding. The record is from RefSeq and is a predicted model, not a curated record. Gene Ontology annotation, biological process: apoptotic process. NCBI's taxonomy places the organism in Eukaryota, Metazoa, Chordata, Actinopteri, Osteoglossiformes, Osteoglossidae. Bases 114 to 1613 code for a protein of 499 amino acids. The transcript is spliced from 13 exons. Gene Ontology annotation, cellular component: keratin filament.